This is a messenger RNA of Uloborus diversus, 744 nucleotides long. RefSeq lists its product as uncharacterized. NCBI's taxonomy places the organism in Eukaryota, Metazoa, Arthropoda, Arachnida, Araneae, Uloboridae. The record is from RefSeq and is a predicted model, not a curated record. The coding region runs from base 195 to 743 and encodes 182 amino acids. The transcript is spliced from 4 exons.
GAAAAUAGCCACUUCUAAAAGUGGAUACAGUUUUAUCUCGUUUUAGCAAAGUUCCAAGAACUAGGGUGAAAAUUAGUUCUUUUGAAAUGUUCGAAGAACGGAAAUCUUAAAAUGGAUGGAUUUUACCUAUUAAAGCAUGUCUCGUGUCGAGUCUUAACGAAGCAAACUUUACUGAAUCCUCAAAUGAAACUUCGAUGGUGACUAACGAAACGCUACUGGUCACAGAUGGUGCCGAAUUCAUUACUUUGAAAACGGAACGAAACUUAAGCAGCUCUUCUACCGAACAUAAUUUAGAUCACGGGCUUACUUCUGAAGUUCAGGUGACAGAAGAGUUACACGAAGACCACGAGACAACCACAGAAGCGACUGGUAUCGACGAACUGGGAUGCGACAGAGACAGGAGGAGAAAGUACGAGCGAAAAUGCGAAGCUGCUUAUGAAAUGGUUUCGGACAAAAACGAAGACAUCAGAAACGACGAAGAAAGAAAAGAGGCCAAAUGCUGUUCCAUGGAAGACUACGAAAAGUGCGUUCUACAAGCCCUGGACAGAUCAAAUUGUGGACAUCACAAGCCCGCCCUACGAACGGAUCUACAAGCCACUCGUUUGCUCAUGAAUGUUAUUUCCAACAUUACUUGCACGGAAUACAGAGGGAAAUGUGGUUCCUACCCCUCGGCUGGAAAUCCUACGAAAGCAGGUGUCAACUAUGUGAUUAUGACUUUGAUCUUUGGAAUCCUCUUUUCUUAAA